Messenger RNA from Mus musculus (house mouse), 2737 nucleotides. It is a transcript of the gene Hccs, whose product is annotated as holocytochrome c synthetase. Gene Ontology annotation, cellular component: mitochondrion; mitochondrial inner membrane; membrane. Gene Ontology annotation, biological process: cytochrome c biosynthetic process. The transcript has 7 exons. Bases 625 to 1443 code for a protein of 272 amino acids. Lineage: Eukaryota; Metazoa; Chordata; Mammalia; Rodentia; Muridae. The record is from RefSeq and is marked validated. Gene Ontology annotation, molecular function: holocytochrome-c synthase activity; heme binding.
AACGGCGCCCGAGAACGCCGGCUGUGACCGGACGUUAGCGGUGACCCCGCGUGAGGAAAAACCGCGGGUGCAGCCGAGCGACUUCGGCUGGGCGGUUCGACGCGCUCGCGGCCGCGCCGCGCGGGACAAGUCGGAGCGGAGACUUGGGGGCAGGGCGGCGCCCGGGUUCGGCUGGAGCCGGCGGCUGCCGAGUGAGUUCGGCUGGGCAGGUUGACGCGCUCGGGGCCGCGCGGCGCGGGACAGUCGGCGAGGUGACUUGGGGACAGGACGGCGUCCGGGUCCGGCUGGAGCCGGUGCACUGUGCAGACCGCGGUGCCGGUGGGACGCGCAUAGACGGGAAGGCAACACUGGUGGCUUCCUGCCCUUCGCCGCUCCUUGCCUCCCGUUUUGGUGACUUUUUUUUUUUUAACCUUCCUAUUUUCCCUGAGGCGCCUGCCCUACUGGGAACACGGGUUCGAGGCUAGUUCAGUGUAUUUUCCCUUGGACCCCACCAUCAAGACUACACCCGUCUUCACGACGUGGUUGCAUCUUACAAGUUUCCAGACUCUGGCACGGGUCCCCAAAUGGUGGCAUAGGCUUCAAGCUGGGUAUUUUAGAUUGGGAGUGACCCCUGUGAUUCCAGCCAUGGGUGCCUCAGCAUCUUCUCCUGCUACUGCAGUAAACGCCUCGAAUGCUUCAGAUGGUCAGCCAGCUUCACCACCUUCAGGAUGCCCGAUGCAUAAAGGGCAAAGGAAAGGCUGUCCAGUGACUGCAGCAACAUCUGACCUGACCAGUGAGAGCAAAGCACACACUGUGCCUGCUCACCAAGACCGGGCCUAUGAUUAUGUGGAAUGCCCUGUUACUGGUGCUAGAGCUAAGGAUAAGGAGAGCCUCGAUCCUUCAAACCUGAUGCCACCACCUAAUCAGACACCAUCCCCAGAUCAGCCAUUUACUUUGUCUACCUCAAGAGAGGAGUCAUCAAUUCCAAGAGCUGACUCUGAGAAAAAGUGGGUUUACCCUUCUGAACAGAUGUUCUGGAAUGCCAUGUUACGGAAAGGGUGGAAGUGGAAAGAUGAUGAUAUUAGUCAGAAAGAUAUGUACAAUAUCAUUAGAAUUCACAAUCAGAAUAAUGAGCAAGCGUGGAAGGAGAUUUUAAAAUGGGAAGCCCUUCAUGCUCAUGAGUGUCCUUGUGGCCCAUCGUUGGUCCGAUUUGGAGGUAAAGCAAGAGAGUAUUCACCAAGAGCAAGAAUUCGUUCCUGGAUGGGGUAUGAAUUGCCUUUUGACCGCCAUGACUGGAUCAUCAAUCGUUGUGGCACAGAAGUUAGAUAUGUGAUUGAUUACUAUGAUGGUGGUGAGGUGAACAAGGAGUACCAGUUCACUAUCCUGGAUGUGCGUCCUGCCUUUGAUUCAUUCUCUGCAGUAUGGGACAGAAUGAAGGUUGCUUGGUGGCGCUGGACUUCGUAACUGUUAUUUUGUUUGUUAUGAAAAAAGUGAAACUUUUUUCCUGAGAAAGCUGUUAAAACUAUUUUCCCCAAACUAAAUGCACUCAUAAUGUCAUUGAGGGUACUUUUCGAGUGAGUGAUCAUAUUUGAUCUUGUAUUUAACAAAGAUGCCAUGCUCCUUUAAAUUUUGAAUCACAUUUUCCAUUGCAGAUGAUAGGUCAGUUUAAUUUUUUUCCCUAUUUGGUAUAAGUUCCUUAGUUUUCCCACUAAGUCCAGUAUUUCAUGUUAUUUUCUUUAGACAUCUUAACAAUCUCUGAAAAAGAGGUUUUAAAAGCAUAAAAAGUUGUUUUUAUUCUUACUGUUUCCUCAGGAGUAUUUGAGAUAUAAAACCUGAAAGUGUGUGAUGCUUUUACCUGCCAAAUAAUUUAACUAUAUUCAUUAUAAAUAAGAAGCACUUGUUCUUGUUUUAAAAGUAACUAAUAUUUCUAAAAUCCCUUUGGUCUGAACAAAAUAUACAAGUAUAUACCGAAUGAAGUCUGCAAGACUGAUAUGUCUAUGUUUAAAUGUGAUUUCAGAUUUGACCCUGAUAGAAAUUUCAACUUGAUACAUAAAAAUUUCAAAAUACUUGUUUUUUCAAUUCUGUCCCAAUAUGUAACUAUCAAUGAAAAGCUGAUCACACCAUCCCUAGAAGAUGACAAAUUAUCUUAUCUCAUCCCAUUCCCUCUUCCUACUUGGAGCUUGCCACCAGUCGUGUAAUGUAAACCUUGAGAGCCGGGCUCCAAUCACAGUGCCAGAAGUGUUUCUUUGACGAAUAAGAUUAUAUUUGGCUAAGUGUUAGAAUUCACAAGAAGUGCAUUUUUUUUCAGAUAUGAAAUGUUUGCACCAAUUCACCAUCAUUUUGAUGUUUUAAGCAUGUGCUGAGUUUGCUGUUGAAAACUGGUUGUUUUGCUGGGCAGUAGUAGCACAAGCCUUUAACCCCAGCAUUCCAUAGAUCUCUGAGUUUGAGACUAGCCUGGUCUACAGAGUGAGUUCCAUGACAGCCAGAAAAAUCCUCUCUCUAAAAAAACAAAAGAAAAAGAAAAGAAAACUGGUUGUUUUUAUUUUAAUUAUAGCAACACCUUAGAAAUAGCUUUUUCUUAAAUGUUGAUAAUAUGAAAAAUAUUUAAUUUAUCUUAAAUACUGUAACAUUUAGUGGACAGAAUUUGUGUUUUUGAGUUAUUUGACGUAGAUUUCUUUGUUGUAUGAUGCUUUAAAAAUCUAACAUGUGAAAAUAUUUGUAUUUUUUAAAUAAAGCUGACAGUUAAAAGGUUCUGAAA